Messenger RNA from Peromyscus eremicus (cactus mouse), 1097 nucleotides. RefSeq names its product metabolism of cobalamin associated B (gene Mmab). Gene Ontology annotation, molecular function: corrinoid adenosyltransferase activity. Bases 55 to 768 code for a protein of 237 amino acids. Lineage: Eukaryota; Metazoa; Chordata; Mammalia; Rodentia; Cricetidae. The transcript has 9 exons. The record is from RefSeq and is a predicted model, not a curated record.
CCCGGGCCUGGACGGGUGCCCGGCCGGGUCAGCCCUGGACUCGUUGUCCCGCGCAUGGCUGUGUGGGUCUUUGGGGGCCGUUUUGGCCUGCGCGGGCAUCUUGGCGCCUGCAGGCUGCUGUGUCUCCGUUUUCAGAGCCGCGGUCCUCAGGGCGAGGACGACGGGGACGGGGGACAGUCAUCCUCGAAGGCACGCCGGCUCCCCAAGAUUUACACCAGGACGGGAGACAAAGGGUUUUCAAGCACCUUCACAGGAGAACGGAGACCUAAAGAUGACCGAGUAUUUGAGGCCGUGGGAACCACAGAUGAAUUAAGUUCGGCUAUUGGGUUUGCCAUAGAGUUGAUCACAGAAAAAGGCCACACAUUUGCGGAAGAGCUUCAGAAAAUCCAGUGCACGCUGCAGGACGUUGGCUCCGCCCUGGCCACUCCGCGCUCCUCAGCCAGGGAGGCUCACCUAAAACACACAGCCUUUGAGGAAGGGACCAUCACGGAGCUGGAACAGUGGAUUGACAAGUACUCCAGCCAGCUCCCCCCGCUCACGGCUUUCAUUCUGCCCUCUGGAGGCAAGAGCAGCUCAGCCCUGCACUUCUGCCGGGCCGUGUGCCGCCGAGCUGAGCGACGUGUGGUGCCUCUUGUCCAAACGGGAGAAACGGAUGCAAAUGUGGCAAAGUUCUUAAACAGACUCAGCGAUUACCUCUUCACCAUGGCUAGAUAUGCAGCCAUGAAGGAGGGCAGCCAAGAGAAAAUAUACAAGAAGCGUGACGUGUGAGACACGAAGAAACGCUGAGGAACCCUUUACAGGCCCCUCGAGAGGCCACGGUAAACUAGAACAGUCAUGUUGACAGACUGGAAGCAGACCCGAGAUACAGACUGUCACCUCACACCCCUGCCUUCCCCCCGGGACCUCUGAGACUCCUGCUGCCUUCCCCAGGCUGUGCUCAAACACAUGGGACUGAGUUCCGUCCUGCAGGACGGAAAGGUAGACUGAAGGCUCCGAAGAGGAGGGGCCACUCGGCAUUGGGAGUGAACGCGGGGAGGGUUUGAACCUUGCACUCGGGGUGUGCGUGUGUGUGUGUGUGUGUGUGUGUGUGUGUGUGU